CGAGUCCGCCACUCAUCCCCAGCAAGCGGCCACCCGCAACAGGGGCGCGCUUCCUCAGCCUCUCCCUCUCCGCUGCAGCCUUUGCGCCCCCUUCGGUGGCCUUCAGCCUUUGUUAGAGAUCUCACUGCUUUGAGUGGCUGGGUUUCUAGGACAGCAAGAGCAUUCUGAGCAGCCCUGCAAUCUUCUGACACCCUGCUGUGUCUAUUGCAACUUCAGUUUUCAUCGACAUCAGGUACAACUUCCAACCUGAAGUUGAUCUUCCUAACCUGAUGCAUCAUACAUUAUGGUUCAUGUCAACUUUGUUAGAAAAUGGAUAUACGUCCUCCUGGCAUUUAUUUUGGUUCUGACCAUUUGUUUGUGGAAGGAAUCGCGAAGAGGAUUUUAUGUUUCGUUUAAAACAGAAGACCAAGCCAAUCGUGGACAGGUGAGGCAGUGGAGGUGGAACAGCCUAAGACAAGAAACUGUCCAGGAUGAAGCCAUCAAUGGCACAGACAAGCUGCAUUUGCCCACCAACGCAUCUCAAGUUCAUGUUGCCGUCACUGCAGUGCCAGCAAUAAGUAAGUUAGCCAUAAAACCUGUGAAAUUGCCAAGUCCCAUCAAAGUGUGGAACAAGGACAGUUUGUCCAGAAACCUCAACGCUAGACUGCAAAAGGUGAGGAAGAAUUAUUUGCAUAUGAACAAAUACCGUGUGAAGUACAGUGGACCAAAAUAUGCUGCUAAAUCCAGCCCCCAAAAAGUGUUGUGCCAGCUCCGAAAGCAGCUGAACUUUGGGAUGAUCACCACAUCAGAUGGGCCCUUCAAUACAUCAGAAUGGGACAUCUACCUGCCAAAGAAGAACAUCAGCCUGGAAGUGGGCCAGAUAGGCCGGUGUGCAGUUGUGUCCUCUGCAGGAUCCAUGAAGUCAUCCCAUUUGGGGGAAGAAAUAGAUCACCACGAUGCAGUGCUGCGGUUUAAUGGAGCCCCUACCAGAGGGUAUCAGGCUGAUGUAGGGCAGAAAACCACAAUACGCCUUGUUAAUUCCCAGCUUAUUACUGUAGAAGAACAGAAGUUUGUUACAGAUCCGCAGUAUAAUUCCGGAAUCUUAAUUGUGUGGGAUCCAGCACCAUAUCACUCAGGUAUCCACGAGUGGUACCAGAAACCAGACUACGAUUUCUUUAAAAGCUACAAGAACUAUCGGAAAAGGCACCCGGAACAACCUUUUUAUAUCCUGAAUCCCCACAUGCAGUGGCAGCUCUGGGAUAUUCUUCAAGAAAACUCACCAGAGGAUAUUCAGCCAAAUCCUCCAUCUUCAGGGAUGCUUGGCAUUGCUCUCAUGAUGAACUUCUGCGACGAAGUGGAUGUUUACGAGUUUCUCCCUUCCAAAAGGCAGACAGACAUUUGCCAUUACUACCAGAAGUUCUUUGACCAAGCCUGCACUAUGGGCGCCUACCACCCGCUGCUCUUUGAGAAGAAUAUGGUGAAGCACCUUAAUCGAGGCACAGAUGAAGACAUUUACACUCACGGGAAAGUUACUCUAACGGGCUUGAGGAAUCUGCAGUGUUAGACCUGUGAACCCCCUCUUCUGGGCUUGGAAAAAACCCUUCUCGAAUCACAAGGCACUUUUUAAUUUUUAAUUUAAAAAAAAUAAAUUCUAAAGGUAGGCAAGCUGUUCACAAUUAACAAUUCUUCCAUUCAGUACGCCUUAAUUUGUGACUGCAGGGUGGGUUGUUUCUAAUAAAAAGCAGGCACAAGAAGGCUCUAGCUGAGGCCUCCAGUGUUUAGGAACAUCUUCAUGUUUCAUUCCUCUGUCUCAGAACACUCCAGUCCUUAACUCAGGAACACAUAAAAUCAGGGCUGUGAAUUAAAAGUUAGUUUUGGACUGAGAA
Molecule: messenger RNA, 1865 nt
Organism: Lacerta agilis (Sand lizard)
Lineage: Eukaryota; Metazoa; Chordata; Lepidosauria; Squamata; Lacertidae
Gene: ST6GAL1
Product: ST6 beta-galactoside alpha-2,6-sialyltransferase 1
Exons: 7
Coding region: 284-1543 (419 amino acids)
Molecular function (GO): sialyltransferase activity
Source: RefSeq, a predicted model, not a curated record